AUGCCUGAAAUCGAGGUUCCUGACGCCGAUGAGCUCGGCGGAAACGUCACCAAGCCCUUCAAGUUCGUUACGGCUGGAUACGAUGCUCGCUUUCCCAACAUGAACCAAACAAAGCAUUGCUGGCAAAACUACGUCGACUACCACAAAUGCAUCCUGGCAAAGGGAGAGGACUUCAAGCCUUGCAGACAGUUUUACCUGGCAUACCGAUCACUGUGCCCUAGUUCCUGGGUGGCCCGAUGGGAUGAUCAACGUGACGCGGGAAAUUUCCCAGUCGAUCUGGAACACUAG
Molecule: messenger RNA, 288 nt
Organism: Cladophialophora yegresii CBS 114405
Lineage: Eukaryota; Fungi; Ascomycota; Eurotiomycetes; Chaetothyriales; Herpotrichiellaceae
Product: cytochrome c oxidase subunit 6b
Exons: 4
Coding region: 1-288 (95 amino acids)
Cellular component (GO): mitochondrion; respiratory chain complex IV
Source: RefSeq, a predicted model, not a curated record